CAACCAAUUAACCUCGCCCGCUGGAUUUGGCAGCCUCAAACGUGAUUGGGGCUCGACACGACACCAAUGGAUAGCACAGGUACUCCACGAAUUCAGCACAGCACGUCUGAACUGCUAGGUCAUCUCCCUCAUCGUCCCUGAACCGCCACAAUGCAGCAGCUCAAGACGGCCAGGCCGAGGCUGAGGCUGAGGCCGAGGUCACUGGCCGCCGCCGUCGCCCCCGCACAUGUCCUCAGACGACGGGUGCAUGCCGGCUACCAAAGCCACGACCAGAAGUUGAAGGGCUCCAACGAGGGUGGGCAGGGCCGGGACAACGACAGCCAGUUCGCGCACCCGGGCAACCCGACCGAGUGGAAGGACGCCUACUACGAGUCGCAGCUGCGCCUCGAGAUGAUGAACCGGCCCCGGCGCCGCACCUGGGACUACCUCUCCCCGACCCCGACCAGCCUCCUGGACCUGGCCCUCGACGACUUCCUGCCCCGGGACGCUCGCCCGUCCCACUUUCGCGGCUGGCUGGGCCGCCGCACGGCAGCGGCGUCAGCAGCAGCAGCAGCAGCGGCCAACGGCGGCGGCGGCAGCAGCAGCAGCGACGACGGUGACGGUGAGACGCUCAUCCCGCGCCGGACCACGGUGCACCUGAUGCGGGAGGGCGCGUCGCCGCUGAUGGGGCCGCGAGGCGCGGCGGGCGGGCCGACGCCGCUGCCGACGCUCCACCGGCCCGGGUCGUCGUCGUCGCUGCUGGACCCGACGCCGCUGCCGCAGGGCCACCACCUCGUCUACUUCCCUCCGCAGCUGUCGGACCAGGAGCUGCUCCCGGACGGCACCGACCCGGCCCACUGGCCCGGCCUGCCCUUCACGCGCCGCCUGUGGGCCGGCGGCUCCGUCACCUACGCCCGCGGCUGGGAGCGGUCCCUGCGCUUCAACCGCACGCUGGCGCCCAUGUGGUGCGACGAGUCGGUCCAGCACGUCGAGCUGAGGCUCCAGCCGCCGCAGCCGCCGCGGCAGAGCACGGCAGAAGAGGAGGAGGAGCAGCAGCAGCAGCAGCAGCACGACGGCGCCCCGCCCGGCAAGGUCACGGUCACGCUGUCCCGGAGGUACGGCUUCGACGGGUCCCGGGCCGCCGUCAUCAGCGAGACGCGCAACCUCGUCUUCAUGCGCGACCACCCGCCUGGCGAGGGGCCGAGGAUGCCCCCAUCGAUAACGAAAACGACAACGACAACGGUUGGCAGCGGCGAGACCACCACCACCACCACCACGUCGCCGCCGUCGCCGCCGCUCAUGCACCGCCGCAAGCCCGACUACAGCUUCGAGAUGACGCCGUCGCGCCGCCUGCUCUUCCACUUCAGCGCCCUCAGCCACAACGCGCACCUGAUCCACCUGGACCCGGCCCACGCCCUGGCCGAGGGCCACCGCGCGCCGCUCGUCCACGGGCCCCUGACGCUCGUGCUCAUGCACUCGGCCCUGCGCGCCCACCUGGGCCACAUGGGCGCCGCCGUCCGCUCCAUACAGUACCGCAACCUGGCCCCGCUCUACGCCGACGAGCCCCUGCGCGUCUGCGUCCGCCGCGUCGAGGCUGCCGACAGCCAAUUCACCUACUCGGUCUGGAUCGAGACCCUCGACGGCAGGCCGGGCGCCAAAGGCACAGCCGUGUCGUACCUGGUGGACCAGGACAUGCUAUGUGAUAUGCCCCGGCGGUAGUGAGGGCAAAGAGAGGGAGCGCCUUGCCCGCGGAAGUGUAUUAAAUAAUGUUAAUUUUGAUGGGUAUCUUGCGCUUGGCUUGGUCUAUCUGUCCGGAACUUGAAAGGAAAAGAAGCAAAACAGAGAAAAAUGUAACCAGGAACGAGGCGCGAGUACAAAUAAAACCUCGAAAAUAAAACAAAAAUCCAUCCACAUCUACCGAGGAAACAUAAACCAACACA
This is a messenger RNA of Gaeumannomyces tritici R3-111a-1, 1919 nucleotides long. RefSeq lists its product as hypothetical. The transcript has a single exon. The coding region runs from base 151 to 1698 and encodes 515 amino acids. Gene Ontology annotation, molecular function: (3R)-hydroxyacyl-[acyl-carrier-protein] dehydratase activity. NCBI's taxonomy places the organism in Eukaryota, Fungi, Ascomycota, Sordariomycetes, Magnaporthales, Magnaporthaceae. The record is from RefSeq and is a predicted model, not a curated record. Gene Ontology annotation, cellular component: mitochondrion.